GCACGUCGUAGAAAACCUUGCCCGAGCACAGCAGCAGCUUACGCACCGCGCGCGGGCUCGUGGUGCACGGCCCGGCAGCGGGGAUGACGCGCUGGAACUCCGUCCCUGGAGAGCGGAGGGCGGCAGAAGAACGGAGCAUUUGACGCCAACCGAGUGUCGUCCCUGGGCGAGGUGCGCCACAUCCCCAUCGGCGGGACGACUCCGCACGCCAAGUACCCCAACAACAAACUGGUCUCAGCAAAGUACACACUUUGGACCUUCUUGCCAUUAAACAUGUUCGAGCAGUUCCGCCGCAUCGCCAACUUUUACUUCCUAGUGGCCACCAUCAUCGUGAUGUGCAUCAACAGCCCGGUGAGCCCCUGGACCAGCCUUCUGCCGCUGCUGUUCGUGGUGCUGGUCACGGCUGCCAAGCAGGGCUACGAGGACUUCCUGCGACACCGUAGCGACCAGGAGGUCAACCUGGCACCCGUGUCGGUCAUACGCAACGGCGUGUCGCAGGAGCUGACGGCGGAGCAGAUUGAGGUGGGCGACCUGGUGCUGGUGGGCUGCGACCAGGACGUGCCCUGCGACAUGAUCCUGGUGGCGAGCAGCCACUGCAACGCACGCUGUUACGUCACCACGGCCAACCUGGACGGCGAGAGCAACCUAAAGACGGUGUGCCUGCCGGUGCCGCUGAGGAGGGUCCGCUCCGCCGAUCAGUUGCUGAGCGUGCGCGGCUUCAUGGAGUGCGAGCAGCCCCACCCCGACCUCUACCGCUUCUACGGCAGGCUGGAGCUGAGCCAGCCCGUGCCCGCCCCGCCGCCCUCCGCCACGACCAGCAGCCAGCGCAUUUCCAUCGACAGCAUCACUGCCCGCUUCAGCCAGGUGCUCGAGCCCGAGGAGGAGGCCCUGGCCGCGCCGUUGUCCGCCGAACACCUGCUGCUUAAGGGCGCGCGCCUCAGGAACACCGAGUACGCCUUCGGAUGCGCGGUGUACACCGGGAAGGAUACGAAAAUGGCCCGUAACUCGGUGAUAACCAGGAAUAAGUUUUCAUCAAUGGAAAAGUCCAUUAACAGACUUCUUUUGUAUGCAAUGACUUGCCUAAUCGUUAUCGUCAUCACUUCAGUCGUAGGAUCAACCUUUUACAAGAAAUCCGAAGGAAUGGCAAAAGUAAACAACGCCUACCUUGGUGGAUACGAAGACUUGGAAACGGGCGAAAUUAUCAACGAAAUUCUCUCUUACCUCAUUCUGUACAACUAUCUUAUCCCCAUAUCCCUAUACGUCACCAUAGAAAUGCAAAAGUUUCUGGGCUCCCUGUUCUUUACGUGGGACAACCAGAUGUACUGCAUCGACUCAAACAGGACCGCAGUCUGUAACUCAUCGGACAUGAACGAAGAAAUCUGA
This is a messenger RNA of Frankliniella occidentalis (western flower thrips), 1383 nucleotides long. RefSeq names its product phospholipid-transporting ATPase IF-like. The coding region runs from base 274 to 1383 and encodes 369 amino acids. The record is from RefSeq and is a predicted model, not a curated record. The transcript is spliced from 12 exons. Gene Ontology annotation, cellular component: endoplasmic reticulum; plasma membrane; trans-Golgi network. Gene Ontology annotation, molecular function: ATP binding; ATP hydrolysis activity; ATPase-coupled intramembrane lipid carrier activity. Lineage: Eukaryota; Metazoa; Arthropoda; Insecta; Thysanoptera; Thripidae. Gene Ontology annotation, biological process: phospholipid translocation.